Molecule: messenger RNA, 4566 nt
Organism: Vicugna pacos (alpaca)
Lineage: Eukaryota; Metazoa; Chordata; Mammalia; Artiodactyla; Camelidae
Product: spermatogenesis-associated protein 31A6-like
Source: RefSeq, a predicted model, not a curated record
AUGAUAUUAAUAUUGACGUAGGUAUGUCAACUGGGGGAAAAAAAAGGCACAAUCCAAAAGUUGAGAAUUAUGUUUUCUCUGGUGGAUUUCCAGAGGACUUAUGGAGAUCACGCUGAAGGACUGCUCAAAAGAGGUUUGAAGGGCCAGGGCCUUGCUCACGUGAACCCACUCCUGGCUUCUGGAUGUAGCAGAAGUGCACAGGGCUGAAUGUUUCUGGCCCCCCGCAAAUUUGAGCCCUUUGUGACAAGGCCAUAGCUUUGUGAUGCAGACAGGAGGUUUUGCCCUCCUGCAGACUCCCAGUGCUCCAUUGCCUGAAGGCAACCGUGCAGUUCAGAAGAUGGAGAAUCUCUUCUCUUUGAACAGCGUUAUUGCUACUUGGCUGAGCUCCAGUCCGACUUCUUGGGUUACGGACACCAUCUUCGCCGUCCUCUGCGGACUGGGGCUUUUCCUCCUGUUACUCCCCUGCUUGCCGGGGAGUCCAUCCUUACCACCACCCAGGAAACAAAGAAACAUCAAGAAGCAUCAAGUACAGCCGAAGGGAAGGAGCAGGAACAGGAAGAAAGGCGGAGCUUUGAAAGCUUGCAGAGACUAUCUGCAGGAACUGGAGAGCACUCGCAACAUGGUUUCACUUCUACAAAGCCGCAUCGGGAAGCUCCCUGACAAGGGCAGCUUUCAUCAGCCCUCACGUCAGGACCCCUCUGGUGAGGUUUGCAAAGCAGUGCCUGCUGGAGCCCACCAGCUAUGCGGGGAGCCUGUGGAAGAAGCUGCUCCUGCCAUGUCCCCGAUGGCUCCUCUGACCACACAUCCUCCACCGCUGGCCUCCAGCAAUUCUCCAGGCUCGACAACCUCCUCAGUUUCUGUUCAUCCACACACAUUACUGAGUUCCUUUCAGCCUUCCCUUCCGCCUGACAGCCCUUCACCCUGGCCAGUUGCUCCUCCUCCUCCCUUACCAUGUCCGCCUGAUUCAGAGGGCUGCCCUCCACCUCUGACAGCCCCAGCACUGCCAAACUCAAUUCUGACUCUCCCACUGGGCACUGUCCCACAGAGCAUGUCUCCACAUACCCCUUGGUCAGCUUCUCUUGCCCCAGGCAUUUCAGGCCUUGGUCACUCAAGCUGUCCCACUUCAGCCCUGUCCCGGUGGCAAGCAGCUGCCAAAGCCUUGUGCCCCGCGACCUCCUCACAGUGUGAACCGCAGAAAAAGCACCUUUCCCACGACCCACCAAAGGCUUCAUUCUUGGGAAGCCCCACAGACAGACAGACAGAGGCUAGUCGCCCCUCUUUGCUCAGCUCUGAUGACCAGAAGCUCCCGGAGAUACAAAUCACAAAGACAGUUGAGAUCAAGAUUUGGAAGGAGAAAGAAAAACAUGAAUCAUAUCUAAAACGAAUGAGCCCAGACCGCCACCUGAAUUCCUCAGGGAAUAUGUUGAAAUCACUGGAUGCUGAGCAGGACACCACACCCUCCCAACUGCCAGGUCCUCCACAGCUCUCAUAUCCCAGUGUGCUGGGGAACCAUCUACAGCAGAAGUAUAACCAGCUUUUCUGGGGUCUCCCUUCUCUGCACAGUGAAUCCCUGGUGGCUACUGCCUGGAUCUCUGAGAGCCCUUCAGCACCACAAUCUCCUUCUUUCCUUUUCAAUGGAAUUUUGAAUGCCUGCCCAGUUCAAAUGCAAGCUAAAACAUCUCCACUGCUUUCCCAGUCCCAGCCCUUGUUCCAUCUGGAAUUCCAAGCCCGGCCCUUUAUUCCAACAAUGCCUCAAUUUCAGCCCCCACCUCUGGCUCGGGUCCAAACCCAGGUCCACCCCCAGUCCUCCCUCCCAAUCCAACCACCUUCCUCUCCACCCCAAAUUAGGCCCCGUGAAGUAUCUUAUCCUACAGCACAGUAUAAUCCACAAUCUUUUAACCCAACUGAGGUUCAACCUUCAGAAUGGUGCUUGUUGCAGAAGCAACUAGAUGAGUGUUCUUUAUGCUCUGGAGUCAAAAAACCUCAGGAAGCCUUUAAUGUCUUUACUUCCAAUCUUUCUGAGGACAGCUGGGCAGUAUCUAUCCUCCCUAAGAAUUUUCCAAUCAGUCCUGAGCUCCGGAAGCAACUGGAACAACAUCUCCAAAAGUGGCUCAUCCAACACCGGUGGGAGCUGCCCCAAAGGAUCCAAGAGUCUUUAGAAACAAGGCAGCUUCAAGGUGAAUUACCAGGGAUGUGCGAGGCAAAGGGCCAGCAUGGGCCCUCACGGCCCUCUUCCCUUACAGGUGAAAGUAGCAAGGAUGCACAGAAGGUGGGGUUUCAGCUGAGCCAGGACCUGGGCCAAGGCCUGGGGCACAUUCUGGGGGAGGUCCCAGAAGACCCUUCCAGGAGCUCAGGAAGCUGCCGAGUAAAGUUUUAUGGGGUUAACCCUGAGGAGUCAGAGAGUGACUUGCGGCUCUUGAGGAAUGACUCAGGAAUUGAUUUACUAAGGCGCUUAGACAAGAAUCUGGAAAAUAUCCUGAAAGGUCCUUUGGGCAAGAAUUUAGGACAGAUCAGUGAGGGUCUGAGGCCUGGGAAUGUGUGUCAAUCCUGGCUUGCUCUUAAUCAUGCUUCCCCCAAGUCUGAUACUCACAUGGAAACCAGAAAUCUGGGAGUUUUGAAGGGUUGGAAACCCUAUGUGAACACCUCCCGUAGGGUUUCCUUCCUUGAUCCAGACAUUCGAAAGAUGCUAGACACCCAUGUUAAAAGGUUUUGGGUAAAGCACAGAUGGGGCCUACCCCUCAAGAUCCUGCAGCUCAUAAAUUUCUUUAAGUCGAAAAAGACUCAACCCUCACCCAUUCAACAGGUUAGCUUUUACCCCUCAGCCACCUGUGUAUCUGGGGCCCACUCAACAGUCAAGUUUGCGGAGUUCCUAGGAAAACCUCCGCAGGCCGAUUUGGUAAAGAAGGUGAUAACAGAAAAGUCAAUUUCCAGCCUGGUGAGGCCUCUCCUAGCUCCCUCACUUGUGUGUGAGGAAAUCCAGAGGACCGUAGAAUGGAUCCCAUCUGGUGACCACUAUGGGCCCCCAAAGGCCUCUCUAACUGAACAGGAGGGAAAGCCGCCCUCCCAGUCCCUCACUCGCAGACUUGUGGGCAGAAUCUGGAAGAGAGAGACUGUAGAGGGGGCCAAAAGGGACAGCCUAGAGUCACAUCUAAGUUCAGCAAAGGCCAGGAAUGAACCAAGAGAGGAGAGUGGUGGUCAGGCCUCACGAGACUCCAGCCAUCGGGUAACAAUGCUGGGGGUGAACUUAGGGUCCCAGUCUUUGGGAGCUGAAGAAGCCAGGGAGGCUGUGGAAGCUAAGAAGCUCUCUGCUCUUCAACCACAGCCUAGAGGUAUCUCGGGAACAAAUACGUUGACAAACCCCCAAACCACAAAUGUACCUAUGGGGAGUGUAGAGGCCCUGGGGACAAGGAAAAUCUCCCUGCUCCCUAGAAUGUCUGUUUUCCGGCAUCCAGGUGAGCCAGGCCUUAGCACAGAGGUUGUUAGCGACUAUACGCCCAAAGUGGAGGUACAGUCAGACAGCCAGCUUCAAGACGGUCCCAAACACAUGUCCCCUAUUGCAGACAACUUGGCCUCUCAGGGGCCCCAGUGCCAUUCCCAGACAGUGCCCACUGGAGACAGGUUAGCUUCCCGGGUGCUAAGUGGCUUCACAAAGACCCAAAGGAGUGGCCAGGGGCAGGAGAAGCCCAAGACUUCAAAACUUCAGGAUUUACGGAAGAGCCAGAGCAAGACACCCGCCCCGGCCGACGAGAGAGAGGACUCUCUGAGGCCUAAACCAGGAGCGCAUGAAGAAGGGUGUAAAGAAUCAGGGACCUCUCAAGCUGGAAGCGUGAGCCGCCCUGCCCAGGUGAGGGGAAUGAUAAGCCCUUUUGGGAGGAAAUAUCUCCAGGUGACGCCAGAGAAGAAGCAGGGGCCGACAGAAAGCUUCUUCAAAAACAGGCUGAGGCUCUUUUUCCAGUGGAUUUUCUCCAGGAAAAAAAUUAAAGGCUGGGAUUUUCCUCAAAGGUGCAAGCCCGUCCCAGCUACUACCCGGAGCCAAGCACCAGUCAAAAGCAGAUCAAUUUUGAACACUGAGACCACUGAGGCUCAGGCACUCAUGACGGCUCUCGGACAGAUUCUAGAAGAGAAAAUGGCGGUUCACCAUGGCCUCCAUGCCACAAAGUUAGAGGCACACAAACCAGAACUCCAAGCCCCUGCAUGGGGGCGCUUUUGCUACCACAGGCUUCCCUGCUAUCAGAAACAAGAAAGGAUGCUGAGUUACACAGCCUGCAGCCACCAAGCCACCUCCAAGGACCGGGGCGGUUCUACCAGGGAGAGCGAAGUCACACCCCAACAGUUCUUGAAAAGUGUAAGAUUCAGCAAUGAGCAGCUGGGCCUGAGGUGCCGCCCAUCUUUGCCCCUCAAGAACACUUUGUCUCCAGUCAGUCCCUGCCAGCAUGGGCCAAGGGUGUCAGGUGCCCCAGCCCCCCGUCCACACUGUCCGAGGCACUGUCCAAGGGGAGGUGCCUUGUCUGGUCAACCAUAAAAUGCUUCUCCAGCCUUUCCUUUAGUAGGAAAGCAUGUCUCCAA